Halteromyces radiatus is the source of this 2662-nucleotide messenger RNA. RefSeq names its product WD40-repeat-containing domain protein. Gene Ontology annotation, molecular function: protein binding. The transcript has 11 exons. The record is from RefSeq and is a predicted model, not a curated record. NCBI's taxonomy places the organism in Eukaryota, Fungi, Mucoromycota, Mucoromycetes, Mucorales, Cunninghamellaceae. Bases 28 to 2637 code for a protein of 869 amino acids.
UUUUUUUUUUUUCCUCUUAUCACCAAUAUGAACAAGGAAAAUCAGAAUGUGAUUAUUAUUAUUAGUGAUGACGAAUCUGAUGAUAUUCCUACUAGCAAUGAAAGAAACAAGAAAAAGCAAGGUAAAAACAACGGUUCCCUUUCUACUUAUGGAUUGAUUCAGUCACAACCUAUUUUACUCGACGACGAUGAACCUGACACGAAACUUACAAGAACAAUACCUUCAGGUAGUCAAAAGUUAGCAACUAAGCAACCAAUAAAGAAUCGACAAUCAUUACCUUCUGAUUCAUUAUCACCAACUCAACCAAUACAACUAAAAUCACCACAACCAUCUAUUCCUAUGACACUGUCAACAUCAAUAUCUGAUCUUCCACCUGUAUUUGCACCCACUUCAACAAGUACUGAUAGUUCACCUUCGGUUUUAACUGAAAUCAAACUACCAACAUUGUCAUUACCGUCCUUGGAAUCUACUACUAAUAUUACCACAACUACUACUACUAUGGCCAACGAUGCAUUUUACUUUUCAGCACAAAACUUGUUUGGUUUGACACAAGAACUCAUUGAUCAGGUGCUUACUUCUGAAUCAGUAUCAGAAUUGAAACAUACCGUUCCUGAACCUGAUUGGACCUCUGUUAUCAAUAUGAAUGACAAGACACGAUCAAAAACUUGGCAAUCACCGUCGAACACAUCAUCUGCAGCGACUACUCUCAUUACUCCUCUACAAGAUAUGGAAUUGAUUGAACUGUUUACAAGGCUGGAUCAUUAUCAAGAUUCUGUCAAUCAUCAUUUAGAAGGAUUGUCACCAAGAAAUGAAAUGAGUGAUAUCCUAUCAACAUCAUCAUCGCAAAGAACACGUUUAUCAGCAUCAUCGAGAAGAUCAUUGAAACGCAAGGCCACUACCACUCGGGCAACCAUUGUCCAAUCGACAAGUACAUUAGGAAACGCCAAUAACAAAGAUGAACUACGACAAGCACUGAUCCAACGAUUAGAAACACCUUACCUAGCUGGAGGUAUGGCUCGACCUUACAUACCUGCUCCUGUAUGGCAAGAUUCCAAUUGGGAAGACUGGGCUCAAUUCCAACCUGGUGAUUUGAUGCAUGUUCCUUUUACUGAAGUUGAAGACUCAUUUAUCUGCUCAAGGGUACAAAAACUAGAAAGGAAAAAACGUGGAUUGACAGCAAUUUUCAAUGAUGAAGACCUUUGGCAUCAAAUAGCCUCAUUUCUUCCUGGUCGUGACAAGCAAGAUUGUCGAUUUCGCUAUUACGAUAUUAUCAACUCGAAACAUCUUCAUUUAUUCAAGAAACCUUUGCUCGUCGCUAGAGAGAAAAAACGUCCACCCAGAACCGUCAACAAUUAUCAUGAUUUAAUUUCCUCACGAAUGAUGAAUCAAAAAGUGAGUCAGUCAACAUGUGAAAUGGCCAUCUGGAGUAACCUACACAACAGAAUCACGGUGGGUGAGGGAAGUGGCGAUUGUCUUUGUUUACUACUGGAAGCUGAACCAAAAUCAAGGAGUGGGAUUCAAAUAGUGGCAGGAUCUCUUUGUGAUGAUCACUUGGCUUACAAUAUUGAAGGGAAUCUUAGAACAUGGCAAACAUCGAAGAAUCAGGUGACACAAUUGAGAGGACAUUCUACAGAAAUACAAUCAGCAAAUGGUGAAAGUAAUCAAAAGCUAUGGCGAACUGUACAUGAUCUCAAGAUGUCCAACUGCAAGGAAUUGAUCUUUUCUGCUGGUCGGGAUGGAAAUACAAAAGUAUGGAAUGCAGUAUCAAAGAAACUAUUAUCGACUUUAUCUUUCCACAAUGGUUCUGUUUAUCAAAUUUCGGUCAAACCUGAAGAAGAACAUGUCAUAGCGACCUCAUCCUCUGAUGGACUAGGAGUGAUAUGGAAAAUCAACAAGAAAGGUAGGGAUGGACAAGGUGCUAUAUGUGAAACAACGGCAAUAUCAGAUGUAGAACAUUGUAGUGCUGAAUGCGUGGAAUUUGGAAAUGGACCUUCUAGUCAAAUGUUAUUUUUUGGAUACAAAAGUGAAUUACAUCAGCAACCUGGAUGGAUCACAGCGUUUGACUGUACAAAGGCCACUCCCAUAUGGGAUGCUCAAGAUAUUCGCGGUUCUGUUGGUUGUCUGGCUGUAUCACAUAUUGGGAAUUCUAUUGUAUCUGCCAAUUAUGGGGCUACAUCUGGUGAUCAACUGAUGCACCUUCAUGACGCAAAAACUGGGAAAUCCAUUCUCAAGGCAUUUACUGGACAUCUUGACGUCAAUUCUGUUUGCUUCAGUCAAUGCGACAAUUACAUUGUUUCUGGAAGUGUUGCUAAUGAAGUGGCCAUCGUAGACAUCAGAAAACCAUCACGACCUGUGUAUACCUUUACACAUAGUGACACUGAUGAUAGAGAAAGGUAUAUUGCUCCAGACUCAAAUAUAGGAAUUGGUGGUAUGCAUUGGAUGAAGAAUAAUCAGAUUUUGAUUACUGGAGGUGGCGAUUGUAGGGUGAAAUUUUGGGAUGUGAAGGGUGAGAAUGGAUUGAUCCGAUCCUAUGAAACAUCGAACCCUGUCAAUUGUUUAUCUGUGAAUGAAGAUCUUCAAGUAUUAGCAGCUGGUGUUAGUGGUUCUCAAGGUGUGGUCCAUAUAUGGCAACCGUAGCUUCUUUUUUUUUUUUUUCUUUUUU